AUGGACGCCGCUCACCGGCGCAGCAUCUCCACCCGGUCUUUGGUCGUGGCCAGGAGACACCUCACGCGCCCCGCGGCCAGUGACCGCACGGUCGCCCUGUCGUCCUGCGCCACCCCGCUCCGCCCGAGGGCACGCCCCACCCUGAGCGCGUGCGCCCCCGUCGACGCCACCGCCUCCACCAACCGCCGCUCCACCACCAUCGCCCCAUCCCGCCUUGCCAAUGACGCGGCCCGGCAAAGCCGUUAUAGCUUCGCACGCUCGCUCCGCUCGACGCUUGCUCGCAUCGCUUGUCUCGCCCUCGCCUGCCGCGCCACUCUCCCUCCUCUGUCCGCCAAUGGCACCACCGCCAUUAAUGGUCGCCGCAGCGCCCUGACGCCCUCUGGUCCCAUCCGCCAGCGCCGCGACUUCGUCUCGCUCGCCGCUCCACCCCGGCCCUAUAAAUGGAGGCCCGACGCCGCCUGUGCCCCCUUCCCUGCUUGCCCUCGAACCUCGCUGCGCUCCCCUGCUCUCGCUCUCAGCUCCGCCGCACACCCUCUCCAUGGAGCUCCCCCUUCCGUACUGCCUCGCACCUCGCUGACACCACCACCAGCUUCACCGCCACCUCACGAAGCUCAGGCGCUCGCCGGUCGCCGCCUCCAGGCCCCUACGCUGUCGGAACCCCCGCCGCCCAACGCCGUCCUUGCCGCUCGUCGCCCGUCGCCGUUCCGCCCCCGCCCGACCUUAUCCACGCUCCCAACCGCCGCCAAGUAA
This is a messenger RNA of Setaria italica (foxtail millet), 750 nucleotides long. Its product is annotated as proline-rich receptor-like protein kinase PERK8. The coding region runs from base 1 to 750 and encodes 249 amino acids. The record is from RefSeq and is a predicted model, not a curated record. NCBI's taxonomy places the organism in Eukaryota, Viridiplantae, Streptophyta, Magnoliopsida, Poales, Poaceae. The transcript has a single exon.